AGUGGCAUACGAGGAGGCCGUCCACAAAACAAGGGGGGCAAAAGGGAAAAAUGUGAUGGUGGAAGCUUGGCAGUUGCGCUAUAUUCCAACUUCCCGAGACCCCCACGGAGGCGGCUCCUCCUGGCCCUCCUACUCUCUCGCACACUCCGUUUCCUUCCUCCAAGCUUGUAUUUUUAGCUACCUCCAGCCAGCCAGAGACGUCGAGCUCUCCUCCCAGCUCUCGAUCGCCAUGGCCAAGAACACAUGCAAGCUGUGCGCCCGCCGCUUCGCCAGCCCGCGCGCCCUGUCCGGCCACAUGCGCUCCCACUCCCUGGCAACCGCCGCCGCCCGGUCGCAGCAGAUCUCGUCGGCCUCCUCCUCCGUCGCGGCCGGGGACGACGACAACGACGCCAAGAUGGCCGUCCAGGCGUACGUGCUCCGCGAGAAGCCCAAGCGCCGGGUCCGGCUCGGCGAGUCCGACGGCUUCUCAGAUCGCGAGAGCGACGCGGAGUACCCGCCGCCGCAAUCGCCGGGCGCCAAGAAGCGCAGGGCGCAUGCCGGAUCGGGCGACGCCGCCGAGCCGGUGAGCUCGGUGUCGGACGCCGCCACGCCCGAGGAGGACGUCGCGCGGUCCCUCAUGAUGCUCUCCCGCGACACCUGGCCCGUCGCCCCGGCGGCGCCCGCGGCGUGGCCGUACUACUACUACUCCGAUGACGACGGGAGCGACGGCGGCGGCGGAGACGCGCGCGCCGUGGCGCGCGCGGCGCCAACGAGGCGCACGGAGUUCCAGUGCCCGGCGUGCAAGAAGGUGUUCCGGUCGUACCAGGCCCUGGGCGGGCACCGCGCCAGCCACGUGCGCGGCGGCCGGGGAGGCUGCUGCGCGCCCCCGCUGAACCCGCCGCCUCGUGCUGUGCCGACCCACCUGCAACCAUUGCCGGAAUGCGAUGGCGGCGGCGGGGGAGAGGAGGGGUCGAGGGCGCCGCACGUGUGCCCCUACUGCUCCCGCGCGUUCCCGUCGGGCAAGGCCCUGGGCGGGCACAAGCGGUCCCAGCUCUGCUCGGCCGCCGCGGUGGCCGCCGCGUCGGGCGCCGACCCCGCGGCCGCGAUCGACCUCAUCGACCUGAACCUCCCGGUGCGCUGGGACGACGUGGUGGAGCUCUCCGCCGUGUCAGAUCCCUUCCUCUCGUCCAAGUCGCCAGGCUCGUGAAAGCAAGACGAGCAGAGCAAGCGAUCCGGCCGCCUUUAUUUUGCGCUCCUUUCGGUCGAGGAAUCGGGCGGGCCUUGGAUUAGCGAGAAAGAGGUAGCUGCCGAUCAGCCAAAAAGGUAAAGAAGUGGAUUAAGAACACAAGAGAAACGUCGUCUUUUGCUUGGGUAGUUUCUUUCUACAGAAGUUGUUGCGUCGAUGCUAUACAAAACAGCAGCUUGAUGUUCGUAGUUCAAGCUCGAUUCUCUGGUCUGUCUUUUUGUUUGUUUCAUGCUAUGGAACAUAGUAGCUGCUGCUCUUGUUUCUAUUGAUCUUGGGCUCUUGGUAGUGUAGCAAGCAAGGAAGGGGGAUAAAAAUCAUGGAAAAGCGGAAUUCAGCUAAACCGUUGCUUUC
This is a messenger RNA of Lolium perenne, 1576 nucleotides long. RefSeq names its product zinc finger protein ZAT9. Gene Ontology annotation, biological process: regulation of DNA-templated transcription. The record is from RefSeq and is a predicted model, not a curated record. Lineage: Eukaryota; Viridiplantae; Streptophyta; Magnoliopsida; Poales; Poaceae.